AUGUCUACAAAUACCAUUAAAUUAUUAGCAGGGAAUUCACAUCCCGGGUUGGCUGAGCUUAUUUCUCAAAGGCUGGGUGUGCCAUUAUCUAAGGUGGGAGUAUAUCAAUAUUCAAAUAAAGAAACGUCGGUUACUAUAGGGGAAAGUAUUCGUGAUGAAGACAUAUACAUCAUUCAAACGGGAUAUGGAGAACAUGAAAUCAACGACUUCUUGAUGGAGUUACUUAUCCUAGUUCACGCCUGUAAAACGGCAUCUGUCAGACGAAUUACCGCGGUCAUACCGAACUUUCCCUACGCUAGACAAGAUAAAAAGGAUAAAUCCCGGGCUCCUAUCACUGCAAAGUUGAUCGCCAAUCUUUUGGAGACUGCGGGUUGCGAUCAUGUCAUUACCAUGGAUCUCCACGCCUCUCAAAUUCAGGGGUUUUUCCAUAUACCCGUUGAUAAUCUAUAUGGUGAGCCAAGUGUAUUGAAUUAUAUAAGAACGAAAACGGAUUUCAACAAUGCGAUACUAGUAUCGCCUGAUGCCGGUGGUGCUAAAAGAGUAGCCUCCCUAGCGGACAAACUGGACAUGAAUUUUGCUUUGAUUCAUAAGGAAAGACAAAAGGCCAACGAAAUUUCACGAAUGCUGCUUGUCGGCGAUGUUGCUGCCAAGUCAUGUUUAUUAGUCGAUGACAUGGCUGACACGUGUGGCACCUUAGUAAAAGCUUGUGAUACAUUAAUGGAUCAUGGAGCUAAAGAGGUGAUUGCCAUCGUUACACAUGGUAUAUUUUCUGGCUCGGCAAGGGAAAAGUUACUUAAUAGCAGAUUAUCAAGGAUUGUCUGCACCAAUACAGUGCCUGUUGACUUAGAUUUGGACAUCGUCGACCAAGUCGAUAUCAGUCCUACAAUUGCAGAAGCCAUUAGAAGAUUGCAUAAUGGGGAAUCAGUCUCUUAUUUAUUUACACAUGCACCUAUUUAG
Molecule: messenger RNA, 957 nt
Organism: Saccharomyces kudriavzevii IFO 1802
Lineage: Eukaryota; Fungi; Ascomycota; Saccharomycetes; Saccharomycetales; Saccharomycetaceae
Gene: PRS2
Product: ribose phosphate diphosphokinase subunit PRS2
Exons: 1
Coding region: 1-957 (318 amino acids)
Biological process (GO): purine nucleotide biosynthetic process; 5-phosphoribose 1-diphosphate biosynthetic process; ribonucleoside monophosphate biosynthetic process
Cellular component (GO): ribose phosphate diphosphokinase complex; cytoplasm
Molecular function (GO): magnesium ion binding; ribose phosphate diphosphokinase activity
Source: RefSeq, a predicted model, not a curated record